AUUAUUCAGAACAACAUUGCGACCGGCUUAAAAGAGAGUAGAUUGGAGUUUCAUUUUUUCCUUGUCGUCACUUCUCCAUUUUUCGCAUACCCGUCCAUCAUAUGUAUUCCAAGUCACCAAAUCUGAGUCAGAACUUAAAUCAAACACCUUCUGCGCAUCAACAAUCCGCCAACGCACUGAGUACAUAUGAAUCAAAACACUCCUAGUACGUACAAAUUCUAACUCAAACCGCAUUUCACUAUGUGUACAUGAAUCUUUUAACUUUUACCUUCUUUUACCAUACCUAAAUCAGCACAACCCUUAUUUAAUAGUACAGCAAAACGUGUAAUUAUUCUGAAAGCUUCCAUUUUUAACCGUAAAAUACCAAAUCUUGUCUUGGUUCGUAAUUCACAUAGCAUUUCACAGCACAGAGCAAUUUCCCCCAAUAUUAUCAAAUAGCCAGAUGCAAGAUCUUCAAUCUCCACCACCACAAUCGGCACACGCAGCACCACGCUCCGCGGCGGACCUAUUUGGAGAUCCAAGUGAUCCAAACCCACCACAAUGGCUAAACCCAACAUUGUUCCAAUCCCAAGACUUCGACCCGGAAUCCUAUAUCUCCGAUUUACGCACCUUUGUUCCUCUCGAAACUCUCCGUUCUGAACUCCGUUCCCACUUCACGUCGCUACAGCGUGACCUGGUGGACCUCAUCAAUCGAGAUUAUGCGGAUUUUGUUAGCCUCAGUACGAAGCUUACUGAUGUUGACGCCGCUGUGGUUCGUAUGCGAGCCCCACUGGUUGAGAUCAGGGACAAAAUUGAUGCUUUUCGAAAUGCUGUUGAAGGAUCUCUUGCUGCCCUCCAAAACAGGCUUAAACAGCGAGCUGAUGCUGCUGAGGCCCGCCAAGUUCUUGAGCUUCUCCUUGAUACUUUCCAUGUUGUCUCCAAGGUUGAAAAACUGAUUAAGGAGCUCCCAGCAGCUGAUUUGUCCAAUGGACAUGAUGUGAAUUAUGCAGAGAAUGGGAUCGAAACAGGAUCUAAUCUGAGCCUGAGGGAAACUCAAAGCAUGCUCCUGGAGAGAAUUGCUAGUGAAAUGAAUAGGCUAAAAUUCUAUAUUGCUCAUGCUCAGAAUAUGCCCUUUAUUGAGAAUAUGGAGAAGAGGAUACAGAAUGCAAGCUCUUUAUUGGACACAAGCUUGCAACACUGUCUUGUAGAUGGACUUGAACAUAGGGAUGCCAACGCAAUAUACAACUGCUUGCGUGCAUAUGCUGCCAUAGAUAAUACCAGGAAUGCUGAGGGAACUUUUCGAUCAACUAUAGUGGGCCCUUUGAUCCAAAAAGUCAUCCCGCAAAAUCCAUCUGGAGUUGUUGGUGGAUCAUCUGGAGAUGAACUUGAGCAGGACUAUGCAAAGAUCAAGCAAUAUAUAGAGGAUGAUUGUAAAUUUCUAUUGGACAUAUCCUCUAUCGAAAAUUCUGGUUUACAUGUUUCAAGCUUCAUUGCAAAUUCUAUCCUUAAAGAGGUUCACUCUGCCAUCCAGAAAGGAAAACCGGUGGUAUUCUCCCCUGGAAGGCCUACGGUGUUCCUCAAAAAUUACAAAGCAAGCUUGUAUUUCUUGGCACAUUUAGAAGGUUAUUGUCCCUCGCGAUCUGAAGUAGUCAAGUUUCGCUCUGAAGCUGCAUAUAUUGACUUCAUGAAACAAUGGAAUGUCGGUGUCUAUUUCUCAUUGAGGUUCCAGGAGAUAGCUGGCGCUCUUGAUUCUGCACUUUCUGUUGCUAGUCUCGUCCCAGUGGCCUCUGAACAGAGGAAGCCUCAAGACUUGAUUUUGAAGCAAAGUACGUCUCUUUUAGAUUGCUUAAGAUCUUGCUGGAGAGAUGAUGUUCUUGUCCUUUCUUGCUCAGACAAGUUCCUGCGUUUGUCUUUGCAACUUAUGUCCAGAUUCUCAAACUGGUUAUCUGCCGGAUUGGCUGCUCGUAAAGCUGGUAAUGUGGGCUCAAACCUUGGAUUUGAAUGGGCUAUUUCUGCAGGUCCUGACGAUUUAGUAUAUGUAGUUCACGAUUUGAACUGUUUGGUGGAGGAAGUGUGUGGUGAUUACCUUGAACUCACACUUGAGUUGCUCAAGUCAUGCCCUGCUGAAGUGUGUGAUAUUGUAAAACAGGGUAUUUUACAAGGUGGGAAGACCCUAAAGGACCUUUUGCCAAUUGUGAUGAAUGCAAUAAUUGAGACGAUAGUUGAGAAGUCUGUAGAGGACUUGAGGCAGUUGAAAGGAAUAACUGCUACCUACAGGAUGACUAACAAGCCUCUCCCAGUCAGGCAUUCCCCAUAUGUCUCUGGGGUAUUACGUCCACUAAAGGAAUUUUUGGAUGGAGAACGGGCUGCUACAUGUCUGACAAGUGAGAUCAGGAAUGAGCUCUUGCAAGGUGCCGCUUUGGAAAUAACUGGACGUUACAAUGAAUUAGCUACAGACCUUGUCAAUAUGAGUCGAAGAACGGAAUCUUCGCUUCAAAAACUACGUUUGGGUGCUCAAAGACGAGCUGGAGCAAGCUCAGAUGUCUCAGAUCAGAAUUUGUCUGAUACUGACAAGAUCUGCAUGCAAUUAUUUCUUGACAUUCAGGAAUAUGCACGGAGCCUAUCAUCACUUGGGGUCGACGCAGCUAGUAUUCCACCUUAUCGUUCGUUAUGGCAGUGUGUUGCCCCUGCUGAAAGGCAAAACUCAUUAACCUUCUAGUUUAGGCUGGGCUGGUUUGGUACAGAGGUCUCAUAGUUUACCUUCUAAAUUAAUAUUUCAUAGGUCUACUUCAAUUUUGUAUCAAUAUUUCCAUCCUUCUCUUUUUUUUUUCUUCUCCCCCUGAUAUAUUGUCACUUCGAUGUAACAACUCUACAACUGAUUUUUUAGAUAUCUAAAGACAUAUAAAGGUGGAUAUCUGAAUAUUGUAAGGCAGAUUUUCCCAAAAUCAUACAUAAAGUAGCUGCAAACAUAGAAACGUACAAUUUAUUGUUAAUUGGAAGAGAAAGUCGGAGCUUAUAUUUGGAAGUCUC
Messenger RNA from Nicotiana attenuata, 3009 nucleotides. RefSeq names its product conserved oligomeric Golgi complex subunit 2. Gene Ontology annotation, cellular component: COG complex; membrane. The transcript is spliced from 12 exons. The record is from RefSeq and is a predicted model, not a curated record. NCBI's taxonomy places the organism in Eukaryota, Viridiplantae, Streptophyta, Magnoliopsida, Solanales, Solanaceae. Gene Ontology annotation, biological process: protein transport; intra-Golgi vesicle-mediated transport; Golgi organization. Bases 443 to 2698 code for a protein of 751 amino acids.